Molecule: messenger RNA, 372 nt
Organism: Triticum aestivum (bread wheat)
Lineage: Eukaryota; Viridiplantae; Streptophyta; Magnoliopsida; Poales; Poaceae
Product: dirigent protein 6-like
Exons: 2
Coding region: 1-372 (123 amino acids)
Source: RefSeq, a predicted model, not a curated record
AUGCUUGAUCGCCAAGAAUUUACACUGAUUAACAGGGAGGAGCCGGCGGCACGCGCGCAGGGGUUCUACUUCUACGAUAAGCAGGAGUUGCUGACCUCCUGGUUCGGCUUUUCCAUCGUCUUCAACUCGACCGCAAACAAGGGCACGCUCAACCUCGUCGGCGCCGACUUCAUGGGCGACGCCACGCGGGACUUCUCCGUCGUCGGCGGCACCGGCGACUUCUUUGUGGCGCUCGGCAUCGCAACCAUCCGCACCGAUGCCAUCGAGGGCCUCUACUACUUCCGCCUGCAGAUGGACAUCAAGCUCUACGAGUGCUACGUCGGUACAACAUGCAUGCCCUGUGUGUGUGAACGAAAGCUCGUGUGUGAAUGA